This is a messenger RNA of Bursaphelenchus okinawaensis, 2454 nucleotides long. The record is from the annotation of a GenBank genome assembly. Lineage: Eukaryota; Metazoa; Nematoda; Chromadorea; Rhabditida; Aphelenchoididae.
AUGGGCUCGUUUUUGCUCCUGAAAAAUUUAAAAGAGGUAUCUGAAGCUGAAUUUAUCGUUUGUGCUGUGGAUUCAAUUCAUUCUUUCUCGACGUUUCAUGAAAAUGAAAAUAAAGGUAUGUUUCUUGAUGUUUUAUUGUUCUUGGUUUAGGAACGGCGAUAUUGACAAGGUUUUCAAGCAAAUUGAUGUAGAACUUGUUGUUCUGGGUUUAUUGUACCUUUAGCAACAUUUUUUACAUUGAUUUAUGUCUAUUUAACUUGAGUAACUACAAGUUUUGUCAAAAUAUGUAAAGCCGAGAAACGGCUGGAGUUUUUUACAUUGUUUUGAUAAGAAAAAGGGGUGUUUCUCGGAGGUUAAUGUUAUUUUUCAGGAACAGCUAUAUUGCAUGUAAUCGACAAAUCUGUGAAUGAACCGGUCGAGUGUUGGUUGAUGCACGAUGCAGAGAAUCCGUUCUAUGGCGGGAUAUGUGUUGGAAUGGUUUUGUGUCUUCACAAUGUUACAAUCGAUGUGAGUUUAACACUUUGUCUUUGAAAGUUUAUAAUGAAGUAACUUGAGGUUUUCAUUGUGAAAAUAGUGUUAAAUUAGAUUUUUUAUGUCUUGACUAUUUAAAAGUUAGUGCAAUUAGUGUUUUCUGCUUUUUAUUACAUUGGAAAUGGCAUCUUUUAUCAUGAACAAGCGAAAAUCUAUGGAAAAACUCAAUGUUUUUAGUUUCUAAGACUGAUUUUUUUAUAAUUUAUGAUUUUAGCAUGUAAAUGAAAAGCCAGUGAUUAUUGUGGAUCCAGUAGAAGAUAUAAUGUGCAGAUGUUAUGGUUUUACAUUGCUUCAAAAUGAGUUAAACUGUAUCUUGUGUUAUACUAACGUCAAUCGACUGGAGAAGGUGAUAUGUUCUGGUGAAGAGAAAAGAGUUAGUUUUUACUUAUUUUCUUGAUCUUCAGGUGACAGGAACAUUCCUAGUUCAAAAAAUUGGUUGACAAUUCAAAAUUUUACUUUACAGAUGCGUGGAGUUCGUCAAUUUCUCAACGACACCAAGCCCAAUAUUGUAGUAGAUGUUAAACGGACACUGUUCGUUGUGGAAGUUCGUGAAUACGAUCAGUUUCUAAAAUCACGUCGGGGAAUUAAAAGAAGAAACGAAAUUGAUCCGGAGAUUUCUGAAAUGUUGAGUGACGAUGAUGAUAUUAUUCAUGUUGAUGUAAAGGAAGAACAAUCAACUAACAAUGAAAAUGUGGAUCCAUUUUUGUCAUUUAAUCAAACUGAAGUUGUACAAGUACCUGUAGAAAGACGGCCAAGACCACAAUAUGAGUUUAACAUGCAGUUGACUCUGUUAUGCAACACUAUUUCUUGUAGAUACUAUAAUAUCGCUUGUCAGGUAAGGUUUUGGCUUAAAGAUGAGGGGAAUAGACAUUGCUUUUUGAAAUUAAUGGCGAGAUGUAGGUAAUAUAGGUUAUUUUGAGUAUGUCGAGACAAGAUAUUGAUAAUUUUUUUAAAGUUAAUGGUCUACAAUAUAAGAAAACAAGGUUGGGCUUUGUUGAUGAUGGAUAAUAUAAUUUAUUGAUUUAGAUUGUCGGAGUUUACCAACGAGGUGCAUCGACUGUUUUGAGAGUUACAGAUGGUACGGUGGUUAAACGGUAGGUUUAUUUUUGAAAUUUAACAUUAGUAAUGCUCGUUUUCCUAUCGGUAUGUGGCAUUCUUUUCGCUAUAACUUUUUUUUUCUGAAACAGCUUUGAAACUAUGUUAGGACGAGGUGAUUUGUUUUUUCAACUGGUCGAUAAAAGGAAUUUUCAUAAUUUACAUUGAAUUUGAAGUUACAGUAAUUUUACCGUAACCCAUCGUUUCGAAAUUUGAAAAUUUUAAUGAUUUUUUAAUAUUUUAGAGAAUUGAUUAGUGCUGUGGGAUUUGAAACUGAAGGCACGUUGAGUAAGGAGCUGGCCGACAGGUUCGCAGACAGAACAUACGACAUUGAUGUCUAUGAUGAAUAUACAGAACAGGCCAAACUUUUCGCUGUAAGUUUAUUUUACUAUACUUUCAAUUUUUCUUAUCUAAAAUAUAAGUUUGGUGGUCUUUUUAAGCUGGGUUUAAUAUAUAGAUGUUCAAGCUCUUAUUUUAGCCAAACGACUUGGUGGUUGUGGUCAAUGUUCAUACCUACAUAAAUCAGAAGAACGGCGAAAUGCUGACGUUGCACAGGAACGGCGGCAGAUUUAAUCGCGGAAUAUACGAAUUGAAGGCUGAUUCUAACAUUGGCAUGGCUUUAUUGAGGCAAGUUUUUAAAGAUUUGAUUUUUUUAAAAAUUUUUGGGUUUGCACUGUGCAGGAUUAAUAAAAUUUAAACUUUUAAUGAUUUUAAGGUCUAAAAUAUUAAAAUUUGACUUUUUGGAUUGAAUUUAGCUUUGGAAUUGUAAAAUUUUGAAAUUUCAGGAAUCUGGCCAAUCCUCCACCAUCAACUCAACGUCUACGAUAA